Molecule: messenger RNA, 1733 nt
Organism: Camellia sinensis
Lineage: Eukaryota; Viridiplantae; Streptophyta; Magnoliopsida; Ericales; Theaceae
Product: alpha/beta-Hydrolases superfamily protein
Biological process (GO): proteolysis
Molecular function (GO): serine-type exopeptidase activity; dipeptidyl-peptidase activity
Source: RefSeq, a predicted model, not a curated record
CUCAGGCUACUCAAUGCCAACCAGAAAAUUACAAAAAAAGCCAACUUUAAAAAGUUGGUACAAAACAGACCCUGAAAUCACACAGAUAUAGAGAUAGAAAGAUAAGAGAAGAGAGAGAAUGGCUUCAUCUUCUACCUUCCUCUUCCUUCUUCUCUUCACCAUAUCUUCAACAACAGCAACAAUGCAAUCAAUACCCACAUACUUUCCAAGAUCAACAUAUCAAUCUUCUCUACAAAAACAAGCAAAGGACUUAGUUUCAGAGCCAAAGAUACCAUAUGAGACCUAUUACUUUCCUCAGCUCCUAGACCAUUUUACAUUCAGACCCCAGAGUUCUAAAAUCUUCUACCAAAAGUACCUCAUCAACAGCCAUUACUGGCACCAUGGAGGCCCCAUCUUCGUCUACACUGGCAACGAAGGCAAUAUUGAGUGGUUCGCAGCCAAUACUGGCUUCAUGCUCGACAUUGCUCCCAAGUUCCAAGCUUUGCUAGUCUUCAUUGAACAUAGGUUUUACGGAGAAUCAAUGCCGUUUGGGAAGGACUCCUACAAUUCUGCAAAGACAUUGGGGUACUUAAAUUCACGGCAAGCAUUGGCUGAUUUUGCAGUUUUGAUUAGGAGUUUGAAGAAGAAUCAUUCUUCUGAGGAAUCCCCUGUUGUGGUCUUUGGUGGGUCUUAUGGAGGAAUGUUGGCUGCCUGGUUUAGACUGAAAUACCCACAUAUAGCAAUUGGAGCUUUAGCAUCUUCAGCCCCAAUCUUGCAGUUUGAUGAUAUAAUCCCCUGGUCUAGCUUCUAUGAUGCUGUUUCCAAGGAUUACAAGGAUGCAAGUGUGAAUUGCUAUGAGGUGAUAAAGGGGAGCUGGCAAGAACUGGAAGCUCUGUCAGCUCAAAAAGAAGGGUUGGCUGAACUCAGCAGAACUUUCAGAACUUGCAAGAAUCUUCAGUCAAUGUAUUCAGUUAGAAACUGGUUAUGGACAGCUUUUGUUUACACAGCCAUGGUGAAUUACCCAACAAAAGCCAAUUUCAUGAUGCCAUUACCUGCUUACCCUGUGCAAGCGAUGUGCAAGAUUAUUGAUGGAUUUUCACCUGGAGCUACCAAGCUUAGCAAAGUUUUUGCAGCUGCAAGCUUAUAUUACAACUAUUCGCAGACACAAAAAUGUUUUGAAUUAGAAAAUGGGACUGAUGUUCAUGGCCUCCAUGGUUGGGACUGGCAGGCAUGUACGGAGAUGGUAAUGCCAAUGACUUGUUCCAAUGAAAGCAUGUUUUCUCCAUCUUCCUUCAAUUACAAGGAGUUUGCAGACAAUUGCAAGGAGAAAUACGGAGUUAUGCCUCGACCACACUGGAUCACUACUGAAUAUGGUGGCAGUAGAAUUGAGCUAGUGCUCAAGAGAUCAGGUAGCAACAUCAUAUUUUCUAAUGGAAUGCAAGACCCUUGGAGUAGAGGCAGUGUGCUGAAAAACAUAUCGGCUACCAUUAUAGCAUUGGUGACUGAGAAAGGGGCACACCAUGUCGAUUUUCGGUCUGCAACAAAAGAAGAUCCAGAAUGGCUUAUUCAGCAGAGGAGGAAAGAAGUGGAGAUCAUUCAGAACUGGAUAGAUGAGUACUAUAUGGACAUUGAACAAGAAAGAUAAAUGAUUUGCUCAGUUGUUUUCUGGUAGUAAAGAAUGUUCUCUAUCUAAUGCUAAUUUCAAAGAACAAGUGUUCAAACAAGUUGAUGUCUCCAAUUUUCUCCACCACUCA